AACAGUUUUAAUGGGCUUGGAGUUUUGGAUCCCAACCUGGGACUUUUGGAUGUGUAAACAUUGGUGGGUCGUGAAUGAACCGAGCCCAAUUAAACCUCCUACUUUUUGCCGCUACCGUCGCCCUACCGCAACACAAUGCGAGCGUUUCCCUCUCGCAAUUCACUCCUUACCACGCACUACAAGAAAAGAAAAAUCCUGCCACCUCAUGCAAACCACCCUUCUCUCUCCCCCCUUCGUCCCCUCCGAGUUGUUCACGAAUCUAAGAGAUUAGAAACAAAAAAAAAAAAGAAAAAAAAGAAAGAAAAAAAAGAUUACCUCUGAUUCGACUGAGUUCGCCCGCAAAUCAAUGAUUAUAUAGGAGGAGGAGAAGGAAGGGAGAAGGGCGUAGAGGAGGAUCACACAAUGUCGUCGUCUCCGAAGAAGCCGCCGAUCAAGUUCGCGCGGCGGACGUCGAGCGGGCGGAUCGUGAGCCUGUCGCGCGACGACGAGAUCGACCUCGGCCUCGCCGCCUCCGAGCUGACGUCCACCUCCUCCGGCGGCGGCAACGACUACGUCAACUACACCGUCCUCAUGCCGCCGACCCCCGACAACCAGCCCUACACCGGUGCAACCUCCUCCUCCUCCUCCUCCUCCUCCGCCGCCGCUUCUUCCUCCAAGCCCAACGACAUCCCCCUACCACCCUACGGGCCCAACGGUGCGAAGCUGACGGGGCGGAGAGGCGGCGGGAGGGACGAGGGGGGAGUCGGCGGGCCGUCGUCGUCGAAGCUGGACCGGAGGAUGUCGACGGUCAUGCAUGCGAACAAGUCGCUGCUGCUGCGGAGCCAGACCGGGGAUUUCGAUCACAACCGGUGGCUGUUCGAGACGAAGGGUACGUACGGUAUCGGGAACGCGUACUGGCCGCAGGACGGCGGCGGGGGCUACGACGACGAGGACGGCGUGGGGAUGAGCAUGUCGGAUUUCAUGGACAAGCCAUGGAAGCCCCUCACCAGGAAGGUGAAGAUCCCUGCUGGAGUAUUAAGUCCCUAUAGGCUGCUAGUUUUGGUCCGGCUGGUGGCGCUGAGCCUGUUCUUGACAUGGCGCAUCCGGAAUCCGAACCAGGACGCGAUGUGGCUGUGGGGGAUAUCGAUCGUGUGCGAGAUCUGGUUCGCCUUCUCCUGGCUUCUGGACCAACUUCCCAAGCUGAACCCCAUCAACCGUGCCGCCGAUCUCGCCGCCCUCCGUGACAAAUUCGAAUCGCCCUCCCCUUCCAACCCCCACGGCCGCUCCGACCUCCCCGGCCUCGAUGUCUUCAUUUCCACCGCCGACCCCGAGAAGGAACCCCCUCUUGUUACGGCCAACACUUUACUCUCCAUUCUCGCCACCGAGUACCCCGUCGAGAAGCUAUCUAUUUACAUCUCCGACGAUGGGGCCGCCCUUCUCACAUUCGAGGCAAUGGCCGAGGCCGCUUCCUUUGCCCAGGUGUGGGUUCCGUUCUGCCGGAAACACUCGAUCGAGCCCCGGAACCCGGAUUCGUACUUCGCGGUGCAGGGCGACCCGACGAAGAACAAGAAGCGGCCGGACUUCGUGAAGGACCGGCGGUGGAUCAAGCGGGAGUACGAUGAGUUCAAGGUCCGCAUCAACGGCCUCCCCGACGCUAUCCGCCGCCGCUCCGACGGCCUCAACUCCCGCGAGGAGCUCCAUGAGAAGAAGCUCGCCCGUGACCGCGGCGAGCCCCUCGACCCCGCCAAGCUGCCCCCUAAGGCCGUAUGGAUGGCCGACUCCACCCACUGGCCCGGCACCUGGGCCCCCCCCUCCCCUGACCACUCCAAGGGCGACCACGCCGGCAUCCUACAGGUUAUGAUCAAGACCCCGCAUUUUGAGCCCAUCCCCGGUGCCCCCGGUGACCACCCGUACAUAGACUUCACCGGCGUCGACACCCGCCUUCCGAUGUUCGUCUACGUCUCCCGCGAGAAGCGCCCAGGCUACGACCACAACAAGAAGGCCGGCGCCAUGAACGCGCUGGUCCGCGCCUCCGCCAUCCUCUCCAACGGCCCCUUCAUCCUCAACUUUGACUGCGACCACUACAUUUACAACUCGCUGGCCAUAAGAGAAGGCAUGUGCUACAUGAUGGACCGCGGCGGCGACCGCAUCUGCUACAUUCAGUUCCCGCAGCGGUUCGAGGGGAUCGACCCCUCCGACCGCUACGCAAACCACAACACGGUGUUCUUCGACGGCAACAUGCGCGCGCUCGACGGGCUGCAGGGGCCCAUGUACGUCGGCACCGGGUGUUUGUUCCGGCGGUACGCGCUCUACGGCUUCAACCCGCCGCGGGCGAACGAGUACCUGGGGCUCUACGGGCAGCACAAGAGGCCCGCCGUGGCGCCGGGGGCAGUCAGGGGAGGCGACGAGGAGGGGGAGGGAGGGGGGCAGCCGCUAGCGGAGCAUCCGGAUCUGGACGGACCGAACAAGUUCGGGAACUCCAAGAUGUUCGUCGAGUCGAUCGCGGUGGCCGAGUACCAGGGGCGGCCGCUGGCCGAUCACCCUUCGGUGAAGAACGGGCGGCCCCCCGGGGCGUUGCUGGCGCCGCGGCCGCCCCUCGAUGCCCCCACCGUCGCGGAGGCCGUCUCCGUCAUCUCGUGCUGGUACGAGGACAAGACGGAGUGGGGGGACAGGGUAGGGUGGAUCUACGGGUCGGUGACGGAGGACGUGGUGACGGGGUACCGCAUGCACAACCGGGGGUGGCGGUCGGUGUACUGCAUCACGCGGCGCGACGCGUUCCGGGGGACGGCGCCGAUCAACCUGACGGACCGGCUGCACCAGGUGCUGCGGUGGGCGACGGGGUCGGUGGAGAUCUUCUUCUCGAAGAACAACGCGCUGCUGGCGUCGCCCCGGCUCAAGUUCCUCCAGCGCGUGGCCUACCUGAACGUGGGCAUCUACCCCUUCACCUCCAUCUUCCUCGUCGCCUACUGCCUCCUCCCGGCGCUCUCCCUCUUCUCCGGCCACUUCAUCGUCCAAACCCUCGACGUCACCUUCCUCGUCUACCUCCUCCUCAUCACCAUCACGCUCAUGCUGCUCUCCCUCCUCGAGGUCAAGUGGUCCGGCAUCGCCCUCGAGGAGUGGUGGCGCAACGAGCAGUUCUGGGUCAUCGGCGGCACCAGCGCCCACCUCGCCGCCGUCCUCCAGGGCCUCCUCAAGGUCGUCGCCGGCAUCGAGAUCUCCUUCACCCUCACCUCCAAGUCCGCCUCCGAGGACGAGGACGACAUCUACGCCGACCUCUACGUCAUCAAGUGGACCAGCCUCUUCAUCCCCCCGCUCGCCAUCAUCGUCAUCAACCUCGUCGCCAUUGUUUUAGGCUUCUCCCGCACCGUCUACAGCGAGAUCCCGCAGUGGAGCAAGCUGCUCGGAGGGGUCUUCUUCAGCUUUUGGGUCUUGGCCCAUAUGUACCCCUUUGCCAAGGGCCUCAUGGGCCGGAGAGGCCGCACGCCCACCAUCGUCUAUGUUUGGGCCGGGCUCCUCGCCAUCACCGUCUCGCUGCUGUGGAUCUCCGUUAGCCCCCCGGAUGACGGACUUAGCCAGGGAGUUCAAAUUUGAACGCCCAAAUAAUAACUCGAACAAAGAAAAGGCAAAAAAAAAAAAAAAAAAAAAAAAAAAUCCCAAAGAGCUGUUGAUUAAUUAACGUGUAAAAUUACUUGAAAGUAACUAAUCAGAAAGAAAGAAAGAAAAAAAAAAAAAAAAAAAAAAAGAGAAUUGCAUUUUCAGUGUGCAACUACUGCAUAAGAGAAAGAGAGCAAGUCAAUUAGACAGACAGGUAACUUUUGUACUGAUACAAUAUUUAGCUGUUUGAUCUAUUUAAUUUUUGUUCAGUAAAUGACCUACGUAAUUUUGCAGA
This is a messenger RNA of Ananas comosus (pineapple), 3868 nucleotides long. RefSeq names its product cellulose synthase-like protein D5. Bases 403 to 3570 code for a protein of 1055 amino acids. Gene Ontology annotation, cellular component: trans-Golgi network; plasma membrane. The record is from RefSeq and is a predicted model, not a curated record. Gene Ontology annotation, molecular function: mannan synthase activity; cellulose synthase (UDP-forming) activity. Gene Ontology annotation, biological process: cellulose biosynthetic process; plant-type primary cell wall biogenesis. The transcript is spliced from 5 exons. Lineage: Eukaryota; Viridiplantae; Streptophyta; Magnoliopsida; Poales; Bromeliaceae.